UCUGAAUUUGAGAGAGUGCGUGUAUGCGUGUGUGUGUGUGUGUGUGCUCGAACUUGAAGUUAGCAGUUUAGCACUCAGGAGCGACUUGAUGUCCUAGGUUGCUUGCGCUCGAAGGUCCGCCUCCCCACCCGGUCCACACCCGCCCCACGCCUCAUUGUCCACUGGAUUAGCGACAUGGAAGGGCCUUGUCCGAGUUCAACCGCUCAACCUCCGCCCUUAACGGCCCCCACUUCCCCCUUGGACCUAUCCCACUCGGCAUCGGAACCCGCACCCACCCUGAGUCUCAGUAACGGGCGAUGUGCCGCGGGCAGUGGACGUCUAGGUGGUCCGGGACCGCCCCUAACCGAUCUAUAUCAAUGGCGUGAGAUUACUCAACCGUUUCUGGAAGCCACCAAAGAGCUGGUCUUGGGCGAACUUUUGCACGAUGACAUGUUCGGCUUAUUUGAGGCCAUGUCGGCCAUUGAAAUGAUGGACCCCAAAAUGGACGCAGGCAUGCUGUGCAAUCGGCAGAAUCGCAAACCUCAUUCCUUUCACACGGCUAAAGAGUCGGGCUACCUUCAAUUGCGGGCGAUUGAGUCAGCCCAUCAAAUUGCCAUCAUCGACCACACUUUAGCUUGUUUGGUGACUUGGUUAGAGGGGCACUCCUUGGCUCAAACUGUAUUUACCAAUCUCUACUUGCACUCACCAUACGAGAUCGACGACCCGAUUAUCAAGGCCUCUUCCAUCUUAACCUUGAAACUCAUCGACGUGAUUCGGGACAUUUUGUCUAGAGGCUCUGUCUACGAGGAAGAAGACUUUCAGCCCCUGGUCUACAAUUUCAAGCUUUGUGAAGACAUCAGUCCACUUAAGGCGGGAUCCAUGCUUCGCGAAGUGGAAGACGACCUCCAACGCGUUCUUCGCAAUACCAAGUCAAAAACCGAUGCCCAACAAUCAAAAGAGCACGCCAUGGCCAGUGCCUUAUUCGCGCGGAUACGAUUUUGCCGCAUGUUCUACCUCGCGCUGAUCUCCUUGGUCAAACAAGAUAUCCCAGAAGGUCAGCGUCAAUUGUCCAGUGCCUUGGAGCAAGUUAAAACCAUGGCCUCUUCCACUCACUUGGGCACUCAAGUUGAUAUCUCGAAAGAGAAUCCCAUCGGCUUUGAGAGAUUAGCCAAUCAGCGUCUUCUACCCCCGACUUUCCCCCGAUAUACUGAGAUCAAGUCGAAUGAAGCCGCCGUGCAAUUCUUCCAACGGACUGCUGAGCACCUCUUGGAAGCCACGAAUGUGACACAAUUGAACACCUUCCCGACGGUCCUGGAAUUUUUCAUCAAUUUUAGUGCUCAUCCCACGUGUGUAGUGUCUAGGUCAAUGUUACAAUUGCUGUAUCAGCCAUUGUACAUGAUGUCCCAGGUACCAGGAGUGACGUGUCCCGUAGACAAGAAGAAUGUGCCUUUGUUCCAAGAUCUGCUCAAGGAUGCGUGUAGGGCAUUCAUCGCGCCUCCCGCAUUAACUUCUACGAGCUACCCGCCAUUUAAUACUAUAGAAAUCAAGAAUAGCGUGGACAGCUUCUUUAAUCAGUGUUGUCGUCCCAUGGGCCUGCUUCUGCAAACUUUUGGACACAAUCAAGCCCGGCGAAGAGACAAAAUUGCAACGUUACUGGAGGAAUUCGCAGCCAUCCAAGAAGUGUCUGACAAGUUGGAUGACAUGCUAAAUUCGAUGUCGCAGUCCGGCGAUGGUCCUCGUCCCCAUAUGCUGUUCUUCAGCACUUGGCUCCUUUACCACGUGCUCCGUUUAAUGGUCCGUUACCUUUUGUCCGGCUUUGAAUUGGAGCUCUACUCCACGCAUGAAUACCCAUAUCUCUAUUGGUACUUGUACGAGCUUUUAUUUCCCUGGUUGAUCACUUGUCUUCAUCGUGCCGACACGAACUUAGUGGAACACGAACAGUUGGCAGAGUCCCUCCGGAACGCCGGCAAAAAUAAGAAGAAAGUCAAGAAUGCCAACAAGAAGAAGGCAACUCCAAGGCCCUAUUCCAAGGAGAUCACCCUAUUUCAAGGAAAAGCUUCGCUUUGCGCAGGAUACUUUAAGUUAAUGGUGGCCUUAAAGAAAGAGUCGAAAAUCCUAGUCCCAGAUCCUACAUUCGACAACGAGGCUGUGAGGUACGAGCAUCGCUUCCUCCCAUUUGCAUCUCUAUUUACGCCUCCAAUCAUGCCCUAUGGUCAAUUUCUUGAAGUGCAUGACCACACUGCCAAAUCUCCAUCGUCAGAGCUCCUCCUAGCCGCCUCAAAAGACUUCCUGAGGUCUCGCCAAAUUUUCGAGACAAUACUCACGUCCUUGGUGCCUGCGUCCACGUUGAACUCGUCCGUGGGUCAGAAUUUGGGCAAUGCCGAGGACGUGGCCUCGUUGGUGUCAAUAUGCAAGAACAACUGCGUAGUGGCAGGGAUCCUCUCCCGUGAUAGCUCUCGAAACGUCAGUUUCGACUUCACCACCAACUCCACAUUUCCCUCUGUUAAAAUUACCUGAUCCACAUACAUCUCUCGUUAGGUUAUUGCUAAGUCUGGUAUCUCUCUCAGAUCUCUCUCUGUCUCUCUCUUUGUUAAGAAAUAAAUGUCAUUUGAAACCCCCAGUAAA
Molecule: messenger RNA, 2604 nt
Organism: Tigriopus californicus
Lineage: Eukaryota; Metazoa; Arthropoda; Copepoda; Harpacticoida; Harpacticidae
Gene: Naa35
Product: N-alpha-acetyltransferase 35, NatC auxiliary subunit-like
Exons: 11
Coding region: 175-2496 (773 amino acids)
Biological process (GO): N-terminal peptidyl-methionine acetylation
Cellular component (GO): NatC complex
Source: RefSeq, a predicted model, not a curated record